Candidozyma auris is the source of this 1476-nucleotide messenger RNA. RefSeq lists its product as uncharacterized. The record is from RefSeq and is a predicted model, not a curated record. Gene Ontology annotation, cellular component: MIS12/MIND type complex. Lineage: Eukaryota; Fungi; Ascomycota; Pichiomycetes; Serinales; Metschnikowiaceae. The coding region runs from base 1 to 1476 and encodes 491 amino acids. Gene Ontology annotation, biological process: cell division; mitotic sister chromatid segregation. The transcript has a single exon.
AUGCCUCCAAGAAAACUGGCGGCACUGAGGCCCAAUGGGUCAGAAAGAAAUACCGAAUUACCAGGAAUCAAACAUAAUGCACCCAAGUCUCGUAAUUUCUUCCCUCUGGACUCAGACGAUUCGGGGGAUGAGGAAACUCCACCUAGGAAAAAACAGGCGCAGAAGAAUACAAGGGCUAUACUAGGAGGCGCCAACGGCUUGAAAGCAAUGUUUUCAAAUUCUCAGGAAGCAGCACCAAGAGAACAGACAGAGUCUAGUGUUGACUCUACUCCAAUAAAGAAAAUCCCAGCGAAAAGAGGGCGUAAGCCAAAGCUGGCGAUACUUACAAGUCCAGAAGCCCCUCUCACUGAAGCCAGUACGCCGAAAUCAAUGUUGAAGCGUGCCACGAGUCUGAUCAAGCUGCCAGACACAUGGAGUAAUAUCCCUAUACGAUAUGAUGACGUUGAAGCUGUAAAACUGCCGAAGCGGAGGGGGCGCCCACGGAAAAAUAAAGAGCCGGGAAAUCUACCGAAGAGGCGAAAAAGGAAACAAGAUAAUACGCAAGAAGUACCCAAUGACAGCGAAUACGUCGAGCAAAAGCCCGAGCAUACACUCCAGCCUACCGAUGGAGAAAAUGCAUCUCGAAGAAGCUCUUAUAGCAUUAGGGGCAAGCGAGUGCUGGCCAUUGGCAACGGCUUCGUGGGUAAACCACACGACGAGAUGUCAGAGAGAGAGUAUUUCAAAGUGGUGGAUUCCUCCUUACCAGCACCGUCACGAUUGCGCCAGAUUCUUGUGUGGUGCUUCCGAAAGAAGCUUCAGCAAGAUCGAGAAGGUGACGGGGCCGAAACAAACACGGCGAAGGGAAUUGCCAAAGUGAUCAAGAAUGAGAUUUUGGAAGAUUUGAUCGCCCAGGAGAUUGACACCAGCUGGUACCUGGCCAAGAAAUUGGAAUCAGGAGAGCUACAAGGUAAGCGCAUAAUCAAGAGUAAUCCGCUUAAUGAUGCCAAUCGUGAGAGCAUCGAGGUUUUCCAGCAGAAAUUACGAGAACUACGGCAGGAAAAAAUGCUAUGGCAAACUGCAUUUGAUGCGAGUAUCAAGCCACUCGAAGGCUUGGGUGUUCACAGCAUCAAUCUCAAGGACGCAGCUGGAGGCAAGGACAGCCGAGAGUUUCAAGAGUAUGUGAGGCUGAAGGACCCGAAAUUCGGGGAUGUAUUGCAAGAAAAGCACCUCGAUGCACUUGCGCACCAGGUUGCAGAAGUACAGGCAAGCGUACCAAAGAAGCUUGAGGCAAACAUGGCGCAAAUGUAUCACACUGUAUACCAGCUAGGCAAGAGUGUUGAGCUUGCGGGCAGAAUCGAGCAGGAGCAGCUAGCACCCCAAGUGACGCAUGCGGUGAAGGAGUUUAUGGAGCGGGGCCGCAACAGCGACAAGGUCGUGCCGCUCGGGGCUCGGGAGCUACUCCGAGGAAUCUCCAGAGUGGACUUGGAGAACAAGUGA